AUGGAGGAACAGAAGCAACUCGAACUGCAUGAAAGCCAUGACGAUCUCUCUGUGUGCCCUAGUUUUAAUAGCUACUCUUCGGGUAGAUUAGCUGAUAUAGCAGUCAGAGUUAGCGAAGAAUUGAGGCAUGAAUCUGAACUUGGUGACAAUGAAGCACAACGAAUUGAUUCUUCAAAUGAUCGUAACGGCGAGCAAGACGAUGAUUUUGAAUUCGCUCUUGUACGUGGCGAUACAGAUGCUUUGGCUGAUGAAAUCUUUUACGACGGUCAGAUUCGUCCUGUUUUCCCAAUUUUCAACCGCGAUUUGCUGGAAAAUGAUGCUGAUGAUCGUGAAAUUAAGGCUUCUGAUGAUGUUUCUAGUAUUAGAAUUCCGUUGAGAAAUUUGUUUGUUCGAGAACGAGAGGAAGGUGAACAUGAGCCAGAGCCACCCUCGUCGUCUUCAUCAGAAGUUGACGAAUUGGAAAGUGUACCGGAGGGAACGUACUGCGUGUGGAGGCCAAAAGUGGUUGAAUCAUCGCCGAGUGAAUGUAAGAAGAGCAAUUCGACUGGAUCGGCGUCGAAGCGAUGGAAAAUUCGAGAUUUGCUCCGUCGAAGCAACAGCGACGGUAAGGACUCCUUCGUAUUUCUGACUCCAAAAGCCAGAGAAGAAAAACAUCCGAAGGAAAAGAAAAACACCGGAGAGUUUGUCAAAGUCUCCGGCGAACCGAAGUCGUCGUCGUCGUCGUCGUCGUCGUCUGCUCAUGAGAGUCUGUCAAAGUCUCCGGCGAACCGAAGUCGUCGUCGUCGUCGUCUGCUCAUGAGGUUUUCUAUGUACGGAACAGAGCGUUGA
This is a messenger RNA of Ilex paraguariensis (yerba mate), 828 nucleotides long. Lineage: Eukaryota; Viridiplantae; Streptophyta; Magnoliopsida; Aquifoliales; Aquifoliaceae. The record is from the annotation of a GenBank genome assembly.